CUCAAGACAUUCAAGACACAUUAACAAGCGUAAAGGCUCACAUAUUGUUCAAGAUGCUGCAAUUGUGCACAGUUACUGACUGUCUAUUGAUCAGUAAUGCACGGUCAGCCUGUAAUGAUGAACUGAUCCAGACGGAGGCGAUCACUUUCUGUAUCAAUGUGUCUAAACAGCAGCCCUUUCCCUCUUCACGGGUCAGCACUUUGCGUGUGCCCGUCUAUGAUGACCCUAAUGAAGACCUGUCCAAAUAUUUUGACCGCUGUGCUGAUGCCAUAGCAAGCGAGGCUCAGAGGGGUGGCCGCACCAUUGUGUACUGCAAGAAUGGACGCAGUCGCUCAGCUACUGUAUGUGUAGCCUAUUUAAUGAAGCACCAAGGACUCACUUUAACGGAUGCCUUUCAGGUCGUGAAAAGUGCCCGGCCAGUGGUGGAACCUAACCCAGGAUUUUGGACUCAGUUGGAGCUAUAUGAACAGGAGCUGAAGAUCCAGAGGUCAGCCAGGAGACGAUCCAAUCCUUCUUCACUUUAAAGAGUAAACAUUCCUUGAUUUUUAAGGUCCUGCACUAUUAUUUUUUCAUAAUAGGCCAUUUUCUUACCUAACUUCUUGACUGACAAAUGAUUAGUUUCGGCGAAUCAUCUGUCUAAUCCCAUCCUUUCCGCCAGCCUACUCUGAUCUGAUUGGUCAGAUGGUCUAGUCUGCUGUGAUUGGUCUGUCGCAAAUGUGUUUGGGGGAGAACAGUGAAGUUUUUGCGGGCAGUCCUAGCAAAACGUAGGCGGAGACUAUAUGUAGUGAUGUGAAUCCGCAGUGGUUCAGGAAACGGACUAGGGCACGACUCGUUUGCGUUAUUCAGAAUUUACUCCCUUUUUUUCCAAGCCAAUUACUUUGUGAAUCAUUCUCCUUCGGCUUUACAACUUGGCAGACUGCUUACAUUCACACAUGGCAACAUUACAUGAUCUCGUAAUAUGUACUCUUUAACUUGCCACCAAUAUUUACUUUGUACCUGUUCUUAGAAUUAUUUUUAUUGGUUUCUAUAUCUAAGGCCCAGACACUUUAUUGUGUAGCGUGUUUAAACUUAUUUGUCCCUUUAAAUUAGGAUAUGUGCCUUAAAUUAUUAUCCUCAGGUUUUGUUAUCCGGCAGUUUUAUUUUAUUAUUUUUCUUGAUGGAAGGAUCACUGGUAAAAAGUUAGCUGUUUGUAAAGCCAUGGAACUCAGGUCAUACAUUGAACAUUGAAACUCUGUCAACCUUGACAGAUGUAAGUAUGGACUUCAUAUGCGAUAAAGACUGCUCACAAGGAUAUAAGGAGGUUAACACAGCUCAUCCAUAACGUUUCACAGUUUACUCAGAGUAGUGAUCGUGGGAGGAGUUACAAAUAGGCUGGAUUUUAUUAAAGGAGUAGUUCAUUUUCAAAAUAAAUGUUCAUGAUAAUUUACUCAACCCCAUUUACUAUUUUUUUAAAUGUAUAUGCUUUAUAAACACAAAUGCUUGUCUGGGUCUGUUCUGUGAUGCGUGUUCAUGAAUUCCCCUUAUACGUAAUAACGUUGAAAAGAUAACGCUUUUUUAAUAUUACAACACCCACAAAACGCACACGAAAUUACCAUUUUGAACAAUAAACGGACACAAAGACAUUUGAAUAUGUGUCAUCGAACAUCCAACAACUUUUGAAUGGUCCUCCAGGUUUGUAAACACUGACUCAGUACUUCCACCUUCGUCAAGCAUGACCUUUUUUAACGUGAUUACGUAUAACGUGAAGUCAUGAAUGCGCAUAGCAGAACAGAGCAAGACAAGCAUUUGUGUUUAUAAUUAUAAAGCAUAUAUUUUUUUUUUUGUUGAAAAUGACAGAUCGUUUCGCAAGACAAGGCCCUUAUUCAUAGUCUGGUAUCGUUUAUAGCCCUUUGAAGCUGUAAUUUUUACCUUUAACCAUUUGGAGUCCAUUGAGGUCCACUAUAUGGAGAAAAGUCCUGGAAUGUUUUCAUAGAAAACCUUAAUUUCUUUUUGACUAGAGAAACAAAUACAUAAACUCAUCUAAAUAAUCUUGGAUGAUAUAGGGGUGAGUAGAUUAUCAUGAAAAUUUAUUUUGAAAAUGAACUACUCCUUUAUGGAUGGCAGGAGGUAGAGACAGUAGUGAAAAGAAUAUUAAAAAAUACAUUUUCAUCGUAGUUUAAAGUUUUGUUACAAUUUUUCAAAAUGCAUCAAUUGAAUAUACAAUAUAACGAAACAAAAAGAUUUUUUAUAAGCAAAGCAAGUUCAAUGCAACGUGAAGUUACGGCCAUGGCAUGAUACAAGUUUCAACCAAUAAAGACUCCGUAACAAAAAUGUCUUUACAUUGAUACAAAAAUAGUAACUAUGCCUAUUCUUGUAUUUUAAUUUCAGAAAUCGCAAUUUCUCUAACCACUGCGAGCACUGCAGUUUCUAUUACCAAUUAUUAAAAAAAUCAAUCAAUGAUGUUCUGACAUUUUGUGCUACCAUCCUAUUGUGUUGCCCCUUCACAUGAGAAAGUUUUAGGUUGGGGGAGGGGGUUAGUCUUUUAUUCUUUUUUACAAAAUCUCAAAAUAUUCCGCAAAAUAUUUAAUCUCAAAAAGAUUUGUCCAGCAGGGGGCAGUAACGGAUUGUGUAUGGGGCAUUGUGAAAUCCUGUGAAGAAGCAGUGUUCUGCGCAAGUGAAUGCUAUUGUGUGCAUGUCUGAAGCUGUGAUGGGUCCUCAAAAGAGUCAUCUUUUUGUUAGUAUCCCAAGAUACUACAACUAUGGACAUUGAACCAAAACUACAACAUGCGACAUUAAAUGAACCAAUCAAAAUCCUCUGGGGGUUUGCAUGGCACAAUUGCGGUUUAAAUCCCUCCCAGUUGCGGUUCGAGCAAACUAAGCAAGAAACAUAAAGCGCAUUCUAUUUCCAUCAUUCGAAAUACAUAAUAAAUUAUUUUGACAUCUUUUAGUUUGUCAUGAAAAAACAAGCGCUGUUUUUUUUAAAGUGCGCAUGCGUACGUGCACUAGGACCCGGGGGAAUGUUGCUUUAAGUAAGAGAAAUAGUUGAAUAGUUAUUAUAAUUUUGUGUGCUUUUCAGACCCACACAGGUAAAAAAAAACGAAAGUUCUUCCACUCCUCCAAAACAGAGGCUCUUUCCACAGACAGGACAUUCUUCAGAUAUAGAUAGAUAGAUAGAUAGAUAGAUAGAUAGAUAGAUAGAUAGAUAGAUAGAUAGAUAGAUAGAUAGAUAGAUAGAUAGAUAGAUAGAUAGAUAGAUAAAUGCCUUUAUUGUUAUUGCAUUACAAUGAAAUUUUGUGUAUGCCCUUACAGCUACAUACCCAUCACACAACCAAUAUUUGACAUAAAUACAUAUGUUCACAAUCAAUUCAGAACUUCAGUAAAACUGCACUGUAUAUUGCACAUAAAUGAAUGCAGGUGUACAUCAUAAAUAGAGUGGAUGUCCUACAAAAUAAGCUAUAACAAUUGAAGGUACAGAAACAUUAUAUAUGUUGAAUGGUCUUUGGGUACAAACUGUUCAUAAAUCUAGAGGAACAAGCUUUUAUUGACCUAUAUCGUACCUGAGGCCACGAGGUCAAAUACAGAGUGGCCAGGAAGGUUACGGUCUGUUACAAUAUGUUUAACUCUAGAAAGGUAACGAGUGUCCACAAUCUCCUGAAGUGAAGAAAGAGGGCAGCCUAUAAUGUUCUGUUCUGUAUGAUGACCCUCUCUAGUGGUUUCUUGUCUCCUGCUGAACAGCCUGUAUACCACACUGUGAGGCAGUAUGUUAAAAUGCUCUCUAGUAUGUUAAAAUGUUCUCUGAAUUUGAGUAAUGUGCUGGGAAACAGUCAUGCGUGUAGAGUGAGUUCAGCAAUGGGCUCAACACAGAACACCGUGGGGAGCCAGUGCUGAGUGUAAGAGUGGUGGAACGAUGGAAACAAUACUGAACAUGUUGAGGACAAUUUGUGAAGAAAUGAAUGCGUUAAUCUAAGAGUAUAUUAUUGACCAUUGAUUGUUUGUUUGCCUUAUUUUCAUCAAGCAUUUUCAUGCAAUAACCCUUUGCUAUCUAGGAUUUUGUUUAGAAUAUAAAAUAUGUUGUACUAUCUAUAAUUGUGCAUCUUCAGGAAUGGUAACAGAUGCACUUGGUUCCGUGUGCAGCAUCUUUUCCUGAAUUUUGUUAAAAUCAGGUUAAACGCUACGGAGUAAACACUGUAUUUAGGACAGUAUUUGUUGAGUCUUGUUGUACUGUUUUUUUUUUUAAUGAUUAUUAAUAUAUCACUUAAUGACUUAAUACUUCUAGCAAGAUGCAAAUGCUGAAAAUGACAAUAUGCAAAUAUUCUGUAUAAAUUCUAGCCCAAUAAAAUAAAGAAUGUGUAACAUUUACUUCAUUACUGACUGGCAGUCUAAUUUCUUUUAACAUACAGACAGUGAAUUAACCGCAACAAUGUGCAUUCCAUGUAGCUUUCCUGUAGCUCAGUGGUAAGAGCAUUGUGUUAACGACGCGAGGCCUUGGAUACGUUCCCAUGAGAUUGCACAUACUCGGAAACAAAUGUAUAGGAUAAUGUAAGUUGCUUUGGAUAAAAGCGUCUGCUGAAUGCAUACAUUUAAUGUAACUUUAAAUCAUAUUAUUGAAAGAAAUAUAGGAACAAUUUAAGCACAUUUUUAUGAUGAUCUGAAGACAUGUUGGGGACCUAAGCUUUACCCUGCCCCUGACGAAUACUAU
Molecule: messenger RNA, 4678 nt
Organism: Triplophysa dalaica
Lineage: Eukaryota; Metazoa; Chordata; Actinopteri; Cypriniformes; Nemacheilidae
Gene: dusp28
Product: dual specificity phosphatase 28
Exons: 2
Coding region: 54-524 (156 amino acids)
Biological process (GO): protein dephosphorylation
Cellular component (GO): cytoplasm
Molecular function (GO): MAP kinase tyrosine/serine/threonine phosphatase activity
Source: RefSeq, a predicted model, not a curated record